This is a messenger RNA of Bursaphelenchus okinawaensis, 3137 nucleotides long. The record is from the annotation of a GenBank genome assembly. NCBI's taxonomy places the organism in Eukaryota, Metazoa, Nematoda, Chromadorea, Rhabditida, Aphelenchoididae.
AUGGGUGCAAAACAAAGCUCGCCGGAGCUAAGCCUGGCUGAAAAGAGGUAUCGAGUCACUUCGCCCAAAAGGAAAUCAAAACGAGGAGAUUCAGCUCCUAGAAUACGAGCUGCGCCUUCAAUACGGUAAGCUGCUGUAGCGAAGUAAAAGUUUACAGUAAAAUUCUCAAAACUAUCCUGUAAAUGUUCUUGCCAGACACAAAUUUUUAGCUUAGUCCUCGGAUUUAAAAAUUAAAUCUUUCGUUGCGGGACCUAAUUUGGGCCCCUCUUGCCAUGGUUUAAAGAAUGCUCUCGGGCUUACAUGUGCCUUCUCGGACCAAGCUGGAGUAGGCAAGACCGGGCCGUUCUAGGCCGGUCCGUGCUGGGCUAGUUUAAGCUAAGCUAAGCUGAGAUAAGCUGGUUUUUCUCAGGUCAUUUAGGAAGACCAAGUUAACUUCCGAGUAAAAAUGAAUUGUGAUCUAUUUUUUAAUUUUUUUAAACGUUUAUAUUUAAAAUUCGAUGGACUUUGAUCUAAGAUCAGUAAACCGCGUAGACGCCAAUCUUUGAUCAAGCAGUUAUAUUUUUAUAUCAAUUUGAAAAUGAAUAGAAAACGUCUCGAAAUGUACUCUCGAGACGAAUUCCAUUGUUUUAUGUGCAAAUGUUAUAUCAGUUUGCAAUCUUUUUUUAUAUCUCUUUCGAAUAUCAAACAAAUUGUGUCUCGACGUUUAGCAAAAAAAACUUUGAGGUUUCUAAAAGUGCAAAGAACAUAACAUCACUUUGAAUGUAAAUUUAGACCUAAAGGGGUCGUUCGCUUGAUAGAAUAUCUGAAAGGAUGUCCACUAAGCCAGGCUAAGCUGGAUUGAGGCAAACGUAAAAGGGACCGGCUUGGCAACUUUUGACCUGAAGUCCGGGGCUCAAACACAGGCCCAGUCCAUUGAACAAGCUGAAAAAUUGAAAAUAACACGGCUUCUUUGCGACUUAAUGAAUUUAGAAAAAAUCUAGUCCUUAAAAAAUUACAAAGUCGACGAAAUGUCACAAAUGUUAUUGGAAAACGCUAAAAUUGCCGAUCAAUGUCAAAAUACAGCUUGAAAAAUAAAUAUUUUAAAAUUUUUUAAAUAGAAGUUAAAAUUUAUAGCCUAUCAGACAAAGAGUCACAGAAAAUAUUUUUAAAAAAAUUUUAAAGCUCAAUUUCAAUUCCAGAAGUGAAAGAGCCCCUUCGCCAGACCCGCUAAGUCUACCUCCCAACAGUGUUCAUCAUUCCAAAUCAGCGGUGGAUGUGGGGUCAGCAAUACGAUUAAGUCCAAACCUAUCAGAAAACAGUCCAGGCAUACCACCGCUAAGCCCAUUCUUCGCCGAUCAGCAAGAAAUCCUGACCAGAGUGCAAAAACAUAUGAUUGAAACUAGUUGGAAGAAGGCUAGGAAGGUAGGAUUUUGAAGAUUUUAUUGUAGUAUGGUUAGACCUAAAGGGGCCGGGAAGAGCCCAGUUUCUUUCUGGCCGGUCACUUUCUUUGUAAGUGUAGUAGCAAUAUGUCAUAAUUUUGUGUAAAUACUUUACGACACGUAUUUUACCUUUUUUAACAGUUAAAAGGUAUUUUUUCAACUGUUGUUAAACCGUUUUAUUUUUCAGACAGGAGCUGACAAUGUUGGGUCCAAAAUAUUCCUGCUGAUUUUGACCGCCGAACCCGAAAUUCGAAUGAUUUUUGGAUUGGAAAAGGUGCCCCAAGGUCGGCUAAAAUACGAUCCUCGAUUCAGGAAACAUGCUUCCGUAUUCACAAGAACUUUUGAUUAUGUCGUUAAGAACUUGGAUUACACUGAGAAGUUAGCACAACAUUUUCAGGUGAGUUACUGGGAUAUUACUGGCAUAUAUAUGCGGCUUUCCUUAUUAUAUACAUAUAAAAGACACUAAACCUUUACUAUGAUAUAUAGGAUAUUAAAGCCGCUGUUUAAGCAUUAGCAGGGUAUGAAAUACCUUUUAAACCACACUUUUUUCAUUUUUGAAAUUUGAAAAUUUUCAUACAUUUGUACAUACCUUUAUAUAAAGUCGUAUUUUAGACCCUAUAAAAUCGAAUUUUAUAUUUUACAAAAUCGUAUUUCAGACCCUAGGCAAAAAGCACGUUCAGCUACAGAGCCGUGGGUUUCAACCCCAGUAUUGGGACGUUUUUGCAGAAUGUAUGACUCAAACUGCCAUCGAAUGGGAAGCCGGAAGGAAGUGUCGAGAGACAAUGGGGGCAUGGCGAUUACUUGUAAGUCAACACAUUCCAAUGUUGAUGAUUAAAGUGCAGAAAUGUAUUUUUGGACCACUAAUAGUCCUCUAAAUUUGAAUAAUGACCUGUUCUUAGUCUAAAAGAACCUAAAUCUACUCAAGUUUUUGCUUAGUCCUAUCCAAGCUUAGCCCUAUCCUGAAACCUAGACCUAGCACUAGCUAGCUCUACCCGACUAUAGUCCUAAGCCGCCCUAGUCUGAGUCCUAGUCUGAGCACUAGCCUCAGCCCUAACCUGAGCCUUAUCCUGAACUCAGUCUACAGCUAGCAGUAUAUCUUAAUCAAAAUGUAAAACCUCAAAAUUCCAGGUCGGCUUCAUAAUAAAACACAUGCGGGUCGGCUUCGAUCGUGAGAAGCAGAUUCGAAAACGGUUCUCCGCUUCAAUAAUGGGUAUGCCAACAAUAAUCAGAUCUCAGUCCAAUACAAUGUCACAAAAGCCAUUACAUCAAACUCAUUCCAAUGAUCUCGACAACCUUAAAGUCAUAAAUCCACACAAUAAUGAACGAUCUGCUUCUUGGUUUGCUGAAGAACGAGAAUUCAGUGAGCAAUUUGGAAAACUGAAAUUUAAAAGCAAUGUAAGUUUAUAUUACAGUAAAAACAGUUUACAUUACAGUAGAGACUGCUAUUGUAAACCCAAUGAAGAAAAAUUAAAAAUUUUGUAAUAUAAUAUCAUGCUACAACAUUAAACAUCAUAUUAUACCUCACCUAAAUUAAAAACCUCGGUUUAUCCCUCUAAUUUCUCAAAAAGUUACCAUGUAUAAUAUAAUCACCUAUACCUACACUUUUAGUGCCCAGAUCGUGACCCAUCCCCCUCUUCCGGCGACUUCUUUACCCCGCCAUCGACUCGACGAAAAGAAGAACAUAAUUUACUGCAUAAACUAUCCAAUAUAUCAACAUAA